AUGACUCCCUCCGCUUUGGAACAUGAGGAUGUCGCACGCGAUGCUGCCUUCAACAAGGUCCUCCACGGCAAGUCGGCCAAGGCCAAUGGUGGUCUCGCUGCUAUGCGCGGAAAGGAUGCCACCGCUCAGAAGGCUGCUAUAGAUGAGUACUUCAAGCACUGGGACAAUCAAGCUACCGAUGAGACAAAUGCGAUUCGCGAGGCCCGGAAAGCGGAGUACGCAACUCUGACCCGACACUACUACAACCUUGCAACCGACUUUUACGAGUACGGAUGGAGCACCUCAUUUCACUUUUGCCGAUUCGCCUACGGUGAGCCUUUCCACCAGGCCAUCGCCCGCCAUGAGCAUUACCUUGCCCUACAGGCUGGUAUCACCAAGGACAUGAAUGUUCUAGAUGUCGGUUGUGGUGUUGGUGGUCCCGCACGCGAGAUAGUCAAGUUCACCGGUGCCCAUAUUACCGGUUUGAAUAACAACGACUACCAAAUCGACCGCGCCACCUACUACGCCCAAAAGCAUGGUCUUUCGGAUAAGAUGGUAUUCGUUAAGGGCGACUUUAUGCAGAUGAAGUUCCCCGAUAACAGCUUCGAUGCUGUGUAUGUGAUCGAGGCUACCGUCCACGCUCCCGAACUUGAGGGUGUUUAUAAGGAAAUCUUCCGAGUUCUAAAGCCUGGUGGUAAAUUUGCAGUCUAUGAAUGGUUCAUGACUGACGAUUACAACAACGAUGACCCCGAGCACCGUCGUAUCCGUCUAGGUAUCGAGCAGGGGGACGGAAUUUCGAACAUGGUCAAAGUUUCUGAAGGCCUGACUGCGUUCCGUAACGCCGGUUUUAGCUUGCUUCACCACGAGGAUAUGGCUGCUCGUCCUGAUCCUAUCCCCUGGUACUACCCGUUAGCGGGCUCCUUCAAGCACAUAGGUUCCGUCUGGGACUUUUUCGUUAUCGCUCGUAUGACCUGGUGGGGCCGUGGCAUUGCUCAUCGUUUUAUCGGUGCUGGUGAGACUAUCGGCCUCUUCCCGAAGGGCUCACAAAAGACUGGGGAUAACCUCUCUUUGGGUGCUAAUUGCUUAGUCGAGGGUGCUCAGAAGAAAUUGUUUACCCCAAUGUACCUUAUGGUCGGCCAGAAGCCCGAGUGA
Penicillium hordei is the source of this 1131-nucleotide messenger RNA. Its product is annotated as sterol methyltransferase. The transcript is spliced from 3 exons. NCBI's taxonomy places the organism in Eukaryota, Fungi, Ascomycota, Eurotiomycetes, Eurotiales, Aspergillaceae. Gene Ontology annotation, molecular function: sterol 24-C-methyltransferase activity. Gene Ontology annotation, cellular component: endoplasmic reticulum. The record is from RefSeq and is a predicted model, not a curated record. Bases 1 to 1131 code for a protein of 376 amino acids. Gene Ontology annotation, biological process: ergosterol biosynthetic process.